UGUGUUCUAUUUUUUUUUUUUAAACCGGUGAUAUAACUUAAGAAGUGGCCUAUAAUUAUGACAACACUCACUGAUCUUCAAAACCAUGAACUGGAAAAAUAUCCACCUGACGGAGACUUUUCUGAACAUCUAACUCUGGUCCGGAUUCCGAAAACCCAAGCCGAGUUGGAAGAUCUUACGGAGAACCAAAAAGACGGGAAUAUCCAAGCACCCUCAUGGUUUACCUAUAAAUCCGUGUUGGCGUAUAUAUACUCUCUGUUUCCCAUUGUAAGUGUACUGCGUCAUUACAAAAUCAAAGAAUACCUCUUGAAAGAUGCAGUCAGUGGUCUAUCGACAGCGUGUUUGCAUUUUCCACAAGGAAUGGCUUUCGGUAUAUUAUCAUCUCUAGCCCCAAAGUAUGGACUUUAUACGUCAUUCUUUCCGGUUGUUCUUUAUGUAAUAUUCGGAACCUGUCCGUUUGUGUCUUUCGGAACAAACGCCGUCAUCUCGUUAUUCACUGCAAAUCUCAUACAAGAUCAGGUGACUACACCGGAAUCGAGUGGAGGUACUAACAGUUCUAACAACACCGAUGGACAAAUAGAUGAGGAGGAGUUCGUGGAAAUGAAGGCGGCCAUUGCUGCUGGUUCCUCGUUUAUAGUGGGGGUGCUUCUUCUUGUUUUGGGAUUACUAAGACUUGGAUUCAUUGCAUCAUACAUGUCAUCUCCUUUUGUUGGAGCCUUUACAACCACUGCUGCUAUCCACAUCAUGAGCAGCCAGGUUCCGAAGAGCCUCGGAGUUCGAAUACCUUCUGUUUCAGGUCCCGGUAAGAUUGUGAUAAUGUACAUCGAAAUCUUCAAGAACAUCACGUCGGCAAAUGUUGGAUCCAUUGUAACAUCCAUUGUAUGCAUAAUUAUUUUGAUAUUUGUGAAAGAUUUCAUCAAUGAAAAGUUCAAAACGAAAAUGUUUAUGCCCGUUCCAAUAGACCUUAUUCUUGUCAUUUUGGGCAGUGUCGUGUCCUAUUUUGGCGAAUUACAUUCUCAGUUCAGUAUUCCAGUGGUCGGCAAUAUUCCACCGGGUGUGCCAGCCCCCACCCUUCCAGACCUGAGAAGUGGCAUAAUAGGAAACUCUGUCGUUAUUGCUAUCAUCAUAUUUGUUCUGACCAUAUCAAUGACCAAAGUCUGUGAAUCCAAGAACGCCAUCAACGCUGAUCAGGAGCUGGUGGCGUAUGGAAUGUCGAACUUUGGCAGUUCCUUCUUUCGUUGUUUUCCCUCAUGCGUGGCGCCACCGCGUACCAUCUUACUAAAAUCUAUGGACGCGAAAACUACCAUGAAUGGCAUUUUUUCUGCCCUGGUGAUUUUGCUUAUUUUGCUAUUUCUGGGAGAAUAUUUCCAGUAUUUACCGUUAGCUGUGCUGUCUAUAAUGGUCAUCAUGGCGGUCAAGAACCUCCUCCUUCAGUUUCGCGAUUUACCCCGGUUAUGGAGGAUCAACAAAUAUGACUUUACUGUUUGGACCGCCACCUUAGCUACAGGGGUGCUUAUUGACUUUCCCUAUGCUUUGUAUUGCGGUGUGGGACUGAGUGUUCUUCUGGUAGUAUUUCAAAGUCAGAGAGGUAAAAAAGGACUAAUUGGAAAACUGCAAAAUGAAGACUUGUACGUUGGAGAAACAAACUUCACAGUUUUACCGCGUGGUGUAAAGGUCUUUAAGAUGGAAUCGUCACUUUACUUUGCAACAUCUGAAUCCUUUCGUGAAAGUUUGUACCGUGUAGCCUGGGACCCUAGAACGCUUAAACCUCACGAUUCAAACAACGAAGUCAGCCUCUCCGUGGAAUCCAUUCCUACCAAGGAGAACGAUAAAACGAAAGUAGAGAAGACAUGCAGCGAGGAGAGGCUGGUUAUCAUUGACUGCUCUUCCUUUAACUACGUAGACGUCAAUGGGAUAUCCGCCCUCUCUCUCGUUGUCAGGGAGUACCGCUAUGUCGGGAUAAAGGUGCUCUUGACUAGAUGUACAGAGAGUUUUCUGUCCGUUAUGAGGAGGUCAGAGUUGAUAGAGACGGUGGGAGAAGAAAACGUUUUUCCGGAUAUCGUGGAUGCAGUAGCACUCAAUAUUUCAGAUGAUUCUACUCGUCUUUAGAGCAUCGGCAAAUUUUAAAUGAAAAUCAAACAAUUUUAAUUAUUUCCAUAUGACACACAUAUACCCUGGUAAUUCAUACAAUGUAUAAUUUAGAAUUUAUUUUUUUAUUGAAG
Messenger RNA from Saccostrea cuccullata (small rock oyster), 2222 nucleotides. Its product is annotated as prestin-like. Gene Ontology annotation, biological process: transmembrane transport. NCBI's taxonomy places the organism in Eukaryota, Metazoa, Mollusca, Bivalvia, Ostreida, Ostreidae. Gene Ontology annotation, cellular component: plasma membrane. The transcript is spliced from 2 exons. The record is from RefSeq and is a predicted model, not a curated record. The coding region runs from base 58 to 2109 and encodes 683 amino acids. Gene Ontology annotation, molecular function: oxalate transmembrane transporter activity; bicarbonate transmembrane transporter activity; chloride transmembrane transporter activity.